GACGACGACGACGAUCUUCCUAUAAAACUAGAUCGGCGGGAAAUCGAUUUUCAAAAUUCGCAGGAUUCGCUCGAGAUUCGUUAAAAUUCGCGAGUCUAGAAGCUAUUGUUCAUCAUCUUUGUCCCUUGAAUCGGAGAAAAAUGGAUUCGGAUUCCGUGAAAGAGUUCAUACGACGAGAAGUUCCGGAUUGGGACGAUGAGGUGGUGGCGAAGGCGAGAUUCAAGGCGUUUAGUGGACAGAGAUCCGAUUGGGAAAUUAAAUUUCGAUUUUGGCGGGAAUUGAUCCUCAAGGUUUCGCGUCAUUUCGGAGUGUUCAUUAUUGAUCCUGUACAGGUGAAGAAGGAGUGGUUUGAUAGAGGAGGGAUGACACCUUUAUGCAUUGAUCAUGUGUUGUUAUUGAUGCAUAGUGAAGGUGAUGUUGUGCGGAUAAGUGAACUUGAGAAUCAGGUUAGUGGGCGUAUAUCUCGUUUGUUGAGGACAGUGAGGAGUUUAGUGGUGGCUCAACCUUUAGUGAACCCGGGAGAGAUUCUUGAGAACCAACUUGUUAUUGUUCCACUCUUGAAGGAGAAGGCUGCUGAUGUGGUGAGACUUUUGUCUGAGGGACACUGGACUUCUACUUGUGUUGUCACUCUGAACAAGUUCCGGGAUUUGUGCAACGGUUCCAACGAGGCAUCUGCUGUUUUGAGUCACUUGUCAAGGUGUGGAAAAGCGCAUAAAAUCUCUAUUAAUCGGGGAGAAUUGAUUGAGGGUGUCAAAGUGUCCUUUUCAGAAGCAGCACUUCCCAGUAUUUCAACUUUAGACUGUGACGUUCUGCAUUUGUUAAGGACUACAGAGAAGCUCCAAAGUCAACUCGAAGUGAUGGACCAACGUUGUGAAAUGUCAAGGAAAUCGGCGUUGGCAUCUCUAAAGUCUGGACACAAGAAAGUUGCUCUAAGGCAUGCAAGGGAACUGAAGCUGACCACUGAGAGCAGAGAAAAAUGCACGUCACUUCUGAACAGAGUAGAGGAAGUGUUGAACACUAUAGCCGAUUCCGAAUCAACAAAAAUGGUCUCAGAAGCAAUCAAAACUGGAGCGAGGGUUAUGAAGGACAUCAAGAUCAGUCCAGAUGAAGUUCAUGACUAUUUGGAAGAGAUUGAGGAAACCAUUCAAUCACAGAAGGAAGUUGGAAAAGCUCUCGAAUCAGCUCCAUAUUCAGAUAUUGAUGAUGAAAAUAUUGAAGAAGAAUUCAUGAAAUUAGAGAUGGAACUUGAAAGCGAAAGUUCCCAGGUCAGACCAACGACUUCAGAUACUGCAGAUGCACUGACUGAGAUGUUCUCAGAGCUUAAACUUGGCAACACAAAACAAACAUUGGAGGAGCAAGAUACUGAACCAGUUCGGAUGAAAGAUGGCGGAAAAAAGAUUCUUGAAGCAGCAUAGUUGCACAGUGCAUCUUUAUUGUGGUGCGAUCUCUUCUCUACUUGUUGUACAAUAUAAAUAGAAAGGAACUUGGUAGAACCCAGGUCCAUAGUAUUUGUAAGGAAUGCACUUCGUUGGGAUUCAAGAAACUAAAGCUUCACUCUAAUGUAUAAAUCAGAUUUGUAUUUGUCAUCAGACGGACUAGUACUCGAGAUUAUUAUUAUUAUCCUAUAUGUUACAUGAACUA
Eruca vesicaria subsp. sativa (arugula) is the source of this 1641-nucleotide messenger RNA. NCBI's taxonomy places the organism in Eukaryota, Viridiplantae, Streptophyta, Magnoliopsida, Brassicales, Brassicaceae. The record is from the annotation of a GenBank genome assembly.